This is a messenger RNA of Tetrahymena thermophila SB210, 789 nucleotides long. RefSeq lists its product as hypothetical. The transcript has 2 exons. NCBI's taxonomy places the organism in Eukaryota, Ciliophora, Oligohymenophorea, Hymenostomatida, Tetrahymenidae. The record is from RefSeq and is a predicted model, not a curated record.
AUGGUCUCAAUUUAGAAAAGUAAUAACAAACUAAGCUUUAAACAUAAUGCUUGGUAAAUCUUAGAUUAAAUAAGCUUAUAAAAAUUUAUAAAAGAAAUUUAUUAUAGUGCUACCUCCUUUAAAGAGAUCAGUAUAAGCUUGGAUGGUGAUAACAUUAGAGAUAAAUCUGUUUUAAUCAGUUUAAUAAACUAGAUAAAGUUAUUUACUACUGCUUAAAGCCUUGAAAUUAAUUUCGGCUAUUUAAAUAUAUUAGAAAUUGAUGUCCUUAAAGCGCUUUUUAAAAAUAUUUUGGAAUUGAAGUAAUUAAAUAAGCUUUCUCUAGUCUUUGAUACAUAAGUUGUUGGCAUAAGUAAAUUAGAAGAAUAUUAAUUAAUAUCUUUGCUUUAUAACGAAAUACCUCAAUUAGAUAUUUUAGAAUUAAAAUUAUGGAAAGAUACUCUAAUCGAUUUUGGAGAUUCUAAUAAUUUCGUAUCUUUAUUUCUUUAGUAGACAUAAAUAAAAACUUUAAAAUUAGAACUAAAAGAUAAUAACUUAAAUAAUACUUUUAUGGAUAAUAUAACAAAAGACUUAGGUAAAUUAAUCUAAUUAAAGUAAUUAGAUCUAUCUCUAAAAGAUAGCGAGAGUGCAAUUGACCUUACAUCAAUUAUUUAGAAUUUAUUUUUGUUGAAUUUAGAAUCUCUUUUUUUAACAGUAGAAGGGUGUUAGAUUGACGAAAUUUGCCUAAUAAAUAAUAAAUCAUAAAAUUAAAGGCUUAGAAAACUUUUAAAUAGAGAGGCAAACAUGCAGUGA